Messenger RNA from Hirundo rustica (Barn swallow), 1330 nucleotides. Its product is annotated as MAGUK p55 subfamily member 2-like. Lineage: Eukaryota; Metazoa; Chordata; Aves; Passeriformes; Hirundinidae. Gene Ontology annotation, molecular function: protein binding. The record is from RefSeq and is a predicted model, not a curated record. Gene Ontology annotation, cellular component: cell-cell junction; plasma membrane.
ACUGAGAGUGCUGGCACUGGGGACACUGAGCGGCUGUGCUGGGGACACUGGGGGUGCUGGCACUGUGGACAUUGGGGACACCAGGGACACCGAGCGGCUGUGCUGGGGACACUGAGAGUGUUGGCACUGGGGACACCGAGGGUGCUGGCACUGGGGACACUGAGGGUGCUGGCACUGGGGACACCUGAGGGUGCUGGCACUGUGGACACGCCUACGCGGUCUGUCGCUGUCGCUGUCCCUGUCGCUGUCGCUGUCGCUGUCCCCGUCCUGUCGGUGCCAGUCGCGCGUGUCGCGCAGCUCCGCCGCGAUGCCGGCGGCCGCCCCCGCCUCGCUCGCGGCCAUGCAGCAGGUCCUGGAUAACCUGAUGGGGCUCCCGGGGAGCCCGGGGGUGGCCGACCUCGACCUCAUCUUCCUCCGUGGCAUCAUGGAGAGCCCCAUCGUGCGCUCCUGGCCAAGACCCCCUGCGCACGAGCGGCUGGAGGAGCGCAAGCUGGAGGCGGUGCGCGGGGACAACCUGGCGCUGGUGCAGGAGAUCCUGCGGGACAUCGGGCGCCUGGCUCGGCCCGACGCGCGGGCGGCGGCGGCGGAGCUGGCCCGGAUCCUGCGGGAGCCGCACUUCCAGUCGCUGCUGGAGACCCACGACUCGGUGGCUGCCAAGAGUUACGACCCUCCGCCGAGCAGCCCCGGCCCGGAGGCGUCCCUGGGGUCGCAGCCCGUGCCCCCCGACGCCGUGCGCAUGGUGGGCAUCCGGAAAGCGGCCGGGGAGAACCUGGGGGUGACGUUCCGGGUGGAGCGGGGGGAGCUGGUGAUCGCCCGCAUCCUGCACGGGGGGAUGGUGGCGCAGCAGGGGCUGCUGCACGUGGGGGACGUGAUCCGCGAGGUGAACGGGCGAGAGGUGGGCAGCGACCCGCGGGCGCUGCAGGACAGCCUGCGCCACGCCAGCGGCAGCGUCGUGCUCAAGAUCCUGCCCAGCUACCAGGAGCCGCACCCGCCCCGCCAGGUGUUUGUCAAGUGUCACCUCGACUACGACCCGGCCACCGACAGCCUGAUCCCCUGCAAGGAGGCCGGGCUCAAGUUCAUGGCCGGGGACCUGCUGCAGAUCGUCAACCAGGAUGACCCCAACUGGUGGCAGGCGUGCCACGUGGAGGGCGGCAGCGCGGGGCUGGUGCCCAGCCAGCUGCUGGAGGAGAAGCGCAAGGCCUUCGUCAAGAGGGACGGGGAGGUGGCGCCCACGUCGGGGGCCCUGUGCGGCAGCCUCAGCCUGGAAGAGGAAGAAGAGGAUGAUGUACCUGACGAACGAAGAACGCCGGUGAGAGCCCCCGGGCGCUGC